This is a messenger RNA of Kockovaella imperatae, 7380 nucleotides long. Its product is annotated as putative aspartate carbamoyltransferase. NCBI's taxonomy places the organism in Eukaryota, Fungi, Basidiomycota, Tremellomycetes, Tremellales, Cuniculitremaceae. Gene Ontology annotation, cellular component: cytoplasm. Gene Ontology annotation, molecular function: metal ion binding; ATP binding; amino acid binding. Gene Ontology annotation, biological process: L-glutamine metabolic process; 'de novo' pyrimidine nucleobase biosynthetic process. The transcript is spliced from 6 exons. Bases 300 to 7259 code for a protein of 2319 amino acids. The record is from RefSeq and is a predicted model, not a curated record.
UUCUUCUUCUUCUUCUUCUUCUCUCUUCUCCUCUCUCCUCUCUUCUGAAUGCAUAAACGAGUGACCAGAGCUCUCUGCUGCGUCUUGUGAUCAGUAUCGCUGUGCGUGCGAGCUCAUCACUGUCACAAAACCCAGGUAUACGGCCCACCCAAAAAAAAAAGACCAUCCGGUAGUGUCUCUUGAAGCCGGAACCCUCCACUCUUUUGGAGCAAGAAGAAAAUUUACAGCUAUCAUCCAGCUGCCUACACUCUGUAUAGUAACAUCAUCCUCCUUCUCAUCGUCGGACGACACUAGCCAUCAUGUCCGACAUCACUCCUCCCACUUCCCCUCGUCCCAUCUCUGUCCCGGCUUCUCAAUCCCCUCAACAAUCUACGAAACCUCGACCAGUGAUCACUCGAGCCCCGGCGACUCUCCAUCCAACGACAACCUUUCCUCCUGGUUCAUUGCACCCCCCAGCAACACUGAAAGGUAUCGACGCUGAUGGCUCCUACGCUGAAGAAUGGGACGACUCGCUCGCUUCGGCGGAUAUGGUCCUUGAGCUCGCUGAUGGUCUCGCUCUCGCUGGUCACUCAUUUGGAGCAAAGAAAUCAAUCGCCGGAGAAUGUGUUUUCCAGACGGGAAUGGUCGGAUAUCCUGAAUCCUUGACGGACCCUUCAUACUCUUCUCAGAUCCUGAUCCUCACCUACCCCUUGGUCGGCAACUAUGGUGUGCCCGAGAGACCUGCGCACCCAUCCGUCCCUAACGGUGACGAGACUUCCAACGCUGUCCCGCCUCCUACCGACUUGCUGGACUCCCUGCCAUUGGAGUUUGAAUCGUCCAAGAUUCACGUUGCCGCACUCGUAGUGGCCAACUACCACCCUUCCUUCUCUCACCACCUCGCCAACUCUAGUCUCAGUCAAUGGCUCAAGGAACAGGGCGUUCCUGCCAUCUGGGGUGUAGACACUCGAAUGCUCACCAAGAAGAUCCGAGAGGGUGGUGUCUUGCUCGGUCGAGUCUUGGCUAGAGAUUCGACAGACGGUGCUCGAGGUCGAGAACCUGGCGUUCUUGGCGGAGUCCACAGAUUGCUCAAUGGUCUAUCCGGCGGAUCUUCCUCCUUGACUCGAUCUGUCUCGACUGACAACUUGUCAACCACGAACUGGAAGGAAGACUACCAGACUGUCCCGUUCGUCGACCCCAAUGGCGAAAACCUCGUUGCCAAGGUGUCCACUGUCCGGCCCACUCUCUACACUGCCAGCACUGGAUCAGAGGUCAAGGUCAAUCCGAAAACUGGCAAGACAUUGCGAGUCCUUGCUGUGGAUGUCGGAAUGAAGUGGAACCAAAUCCGAUGCUUCAGAGAGCGCGGAGUCGAAGUCAAGGUUGUCCCAUGGAACUACGACUUUAAUGCCGAGCCAGAGCACUAUGACGGUCUCUUCAUUUCCAACGGUCCCGGUGAUCCAUCUAUGGUCACCGAGACAGUCGCCAACCUCUCCAAGGCCAUCACUGCGGCCAAAGUACCCAUCUUUGGAAUCUGUCUCGGUCAUCAACUCCUGGCCCUCGCUUCUGGAGCUUCGACCCGAAAGAUGAAGUACGGAAACCGAGGUAUGAACUUGCCUUGUACCUGCGCGCCCUCUGGUCGAUGCUACAUCACCUCGCAGAAUCACGGAUACGAGGUCGAUGUAUCGACCCUCAAGAACGGCUGGGAGCCAUUGUUCACCAACGCCAACGACGGCAGCAACGAGGGUAUCUGGAUGGGCAAGGGGGGCAAACCCUUUUUCUCAACCCAAUUCCACCCCGAGUCAGCCCCAGGUCCACGAGACACUGAAUUCCUUUUCAACGUUUUCAUCAAGAGCAUGCUCGACUCCGCCGCCGCCGGAAAACUCGUCCCCAUCGAAAUCCCUGGCGGCGAGGUAGCUGCCAACUUGGCUGCACGACCACGGGAACAGGUCAAAAAGGUCUUGGUCCUUGGAUCUGGAGGUCUGUCAAUCGGUCAAGCGGGAGAGUUUGACUAUUCAGGAUCGCAAGCCAUCAAGGCCUUGAAGCAGGAAGGUAUCUACACCAUCUUGGUCAAUCCAAAUAUUGCCACCAUCCAGACUUCCAAAGGUCUCGCUGACAAGGUCUACUUCUUGCCUGUCACACCCGAAUUUGUGCUUCGAAUCAUCAAGCACGAGAAACCUGACGGUAUUUACUGCACAUUCGGUGGCCAGACCGCACUGAACGUCGGUAUCAAGCUGAAGGACGAAUUCUCCAAACUCGGUGUCAAAGUUCUGGGAACACCCAUCGAAACGAUCAUCGUGACUGAGGACCGUGAACAUUUUGCACGAGCUAUGGAAGAGAUUGGCGAAAAGUGCGCAGAAUCUGCUACGGCUGUCAAUCUUGCCGAGGCUGUUGCCGCAGCGAAGAAGAUUGGAUUCCCAGUCAUUGUUCGAGCCGCCUACGCUCUCGGAGGUCUUGGAUCUGGUUUCGCGCAAGACGAAGAGCAGCUCACCGAAUUGUGUGGCAAGGCCUUUGCCAUCUCUCCUCAGGUUCUCGUCGAGAAGAGUAUGAAGGGAUGGAAAGAAAUCGAAUACGAAGUCGUUCGAGAUUGCCAAGACAACUGUAUUACCGUGUGUAACAUGGAGAACUUUGAUCCUCUCGGUAUUCACACCGGAGACUCGAUCGUUGUCGCCCCGUCUCAAACCUUGUCAGAUGCCGACUACAACAUGCUGAGGACCACUGCAGUCAAUGUCAUCCGACACCUGGGUGUGGUUGGAGAGUGUAACAUCCAAUACGCCCUCAACCCUCAUUCCAAGGAAUACUGCAUCAUCGAAGUCAACGCUCGUCUUUCUCGAUCGUCUGCAUUGGCAUCCAAGGCCACCGGAUACCCAUUGGCCUUCAUCGCUGCCAAGCUUGGUCUCAACAUCCCUUUGAACGAGAUCCGAAACUCUGUCACCAAGCUCACUUCGGCCUGUUUCGAGCCUUCUCUCGACUAUUGUGUCGUGAAGAUCCCUCGAUGGGACUUGAAAAAGUUCAGCCGCGUCUCGACUGCCCUCAGCAGUUCCAUGAAAUCCGUCGGAGAAGUCAUGGCUAUCGGCAGAACUUUCGAAGAGACCAUCCAAAAGGCUAUCAGGUGUAUCGACGAUCAGUUCCCUGGAUUCGGCGAGCACUUGCAGAUCGAAGACAUUGACUACGAGCUCCAAAACCCGACCGAUAAGCGGUUGUUCGCCAUUGCUUCAGCCUUCAAGAGAGGGUACUCGGUUGAUAAGAUCAAUGCCAUGUCUAGCAUUGACAAGUGGUUCCUGACCAGAUUGGAAAGGUUAUCCAAAACCGAGGACAUUGUUGCCCAAUACACCGCCACCAACGUUCCGUCUGCGCUCAUUCGCAACUCCAAGCAGAUCGGUUUCUCUGAUCGCCAGAUCGCCAAGGCCCUCGGAUCUAACGAGCUCGCCGUCCGACGACUCCGAGUGGAAGCUGGUAUCACUCCCUUCGUGAAGCAGAUUGAUACCGUCGCUGCCGAGUUCCCGGCCUACACAAAUUACCUGUACACGACGUACAACGCUAGCGAACACGAUGUCGACUUCGUCGACAACGGAGUCAUGGUCCUUGGAUCCGGUGUGUACCGUAUUGGAUCGUCCGUCGAAUUCGAUUGGUGUGCAGUCCGAGCUAUCCGAACGCUCCGAGAAAAUGGCUUCAAGACGGUCAUGGUCAAUUAUAACCCUGAAACCGUAUCCACGGAUUACGACGAAGCGGACAAGCUCUACUUUGAGAACAUUUCCCUCGAGACCGUCCUGGAUAUCUACGACCUCGAACGAUCGAGCGGUGUCGUCCUGUCCAUGGGAGGUCAGACUCCCAACAACAUUGCUCUGAACCUUCACCGACAGAGCGUCAAAAUCUACGGAACCUCGCCCGAAAUGAUCGACACCGCUGAGAACCGAUACAAAUUCUCGCGAAUGUUGGACAAAAUCGGUGUCGACCAACCUCUCUGGAAAGAGCUUACUUCGUUUGACGAAGCUCAAGCGUUCUGUGACAAGGUCGGAUACCCCGUCUUGGUGCGACCUUCGUACGUUCUCUCUGGAGCCGCCAUGAAUGUCGUCUUCUCCCAAGAUGACUUGGCCAACUAUCUCACGCAAGCGACCGAUGUCUCUCGUGACCAUCCAGUCGUCAUUUCCAAAUACAUUGAAGAGGCCAAGGAAAUCGAGAUGGACGCCGUGGCAAGGGACGGAAAGAUGGUGAUGCACUACAUCUCUGAGCACGUUGAGAAUGCCGGUGUCCACUCUGGUGACGCUACCCUCAUCCUGCCUCCCCAGGACUUGGAUCCUGAGACGAUUGCCAAGAUCGAAGUGGCCACCCAAAAGAUCGGUCAAGCUCUCAACGUCACUGGACCUUACAACAUUCAGUUCAUCGCCAAGGACAAUGAAAUUAAGGUCAUCGAGUGCAACCUGCGAGCUGCUCGAUCUUUCCCCUUCGUCUCCAAAGUGACCGGUAUCGACGCCAUCGAAAUCGCUACGAAGGUCAUGAUGGGAUUGUCAGUGACGCCCUAUCCUGACGCAAAAUUGCCUGCCAACUAUGUCGGUGUCAAGGUCCCUCAGUUCUCUUUCAGUCGAUUGUCUGGCGCCGACCCGAUUUUGGGUGUCGAAAUGGCCUCGACCGGAGAAGUCGCUUGCUUUGGCAAGGACAGAUAUGACGCUUACCUCAAGGCUCUCAUCUCUACUGGUAUCCGUCCUCCCAAGAAGAACAUCCUUCUCUCUAUUGGAUCGUACAAGGAGAAAAUGGAAAUGCUGCCUUCGGUCCACAAGCUUCACCGAAUGGGAUACAAUCUGUUCGCUACGGCAGGAACGUCCGACUUUUUCCAAGAACACGGCAUUCCCGUCAAAUACCUCGAAGCGCUCGGAUCAGAAGACGAAGUCAACCCUCAGAAGGCUGAGUACUCCUUGACUCAGCAUUUGGCGAACAAUUUGAUCGAUUUGUAUAUCAACUUGCCUUCCAAGAACAGGUUCAGACGUCCCGCCAGUUACCUCUCGAAGGGCUACCGAUCCCGUCGAAUGGCCGUCGACUUUGCUGUGCCUCUGAUCACCAACGUCAAAUGCGCCAAGCUGUUCAUCGAGGCUAUCAUCAGAAAGCCAACAUUUGACGUGGCGACUGUGGAUUACAAGACUUCGCACGAGACCCAUACUUUCCCGAGCUUGAUCUCCAUCUCGACGUUCGUGCCCGGUGCUGCUGAAAGUGGAUCAUCCGACUUCCUCGAAGCCACCAAGGCCGCUAUUCGAGGUGGAUUCACAGCGAUCCAAAUGCUCCCUCGAGGUGUCAACUCGAUUGUCGCCGAUGAGAUCUCUCUUCAGCGAGCCCAGUCGAACGCAUCUCGACAAGCCCAUUGCGACUACUUCUUUGCCGUCGCUGCGACCCCAGACAACGCCUCGAGAUUGUCAGACGCCGUUGACGCUGGAGCCAAAGUCUUGUUUAUCUCCUUCAAGGGGACUGGGAACAAGGUCGCAUCGAUCACGGAGCACUUUGCCGCGUGGCCCGAGGACAAGCCUAUCAUCACUGAUGCUCAGGCCACGGAUCUCGCCUCCAUUCUCCUGUUGGCCAACUUGCAUAGCCGAGCGAUUCAUGUCUCGGCCGUAUCUACCGCUGAAGACAUCCAGUUGAUCGCUCUGGCAAAGGGCAAAGGCAUGAGCGUCACUUGUGACGUAUCGGUCUAUGCCCUCUUCUUCUCCCAAGAGGACUUUGCCGUCUCGUGCCUGCCUACAAAGAAGGAUCAAGCGGCUCUCUGGGACAACAUGGCCUCGAUCGACGUCUUCACAGUCGGGUCACUUCCCUAUGAAUUGGCAGUCGCUCUUGAUCAGUCCUACAACGCGGCUUCGGGCGCCGAGGAGGCUCUCCCAUUGCUCUUGACUGCGGUCACGGAUGGUCGGAUGACUCUCGAGGACAUCACGCUUCGGCUCAGCGAGAACCCCAGAUCUAUCUUUGGUAUUUCUGAACAGGCCCAAUCCUACGUUGAAGUCGAAGUGAAUCGUCAUUCGACUUUCCGAUCUGAGGGAUGGUCCCCCCUGAACGGCAAGAACGUGGCCGGUGCUGUGCACCGAGUGGUCGUCAAUGGACAAUCUGUCUUCUUGGACGGUCAGACCUUCUCUACCCCCGUUGGCAGAGACAUCAACGUGUCUGGUCAAAUCAAAUCCCGACCCACUCUCCAGACACAUAGACCAUCGACGACAGCAUUGUCGCCCAACCUCGAGCGCAGCUCGUCUGGAUUCCAAGCCCUCGGCUUCCCGCAACAGCCAAAGGCGAGCAACAAUGCCAACCUCAUGUCUUUGUCGUCCAUGGCUCCUCGAGAUCUAUCGCCUACCAAGACGUUUGCUUCGUUGCCGGUUCAGUCUCACCCUGCAUUCACCAGACGUCACAUUCUCAGCGUUAAGCAAUUCAAUCGAGACGACCUUCACGUCCUCUUCAAUUUGGCGUCAGAGAUGAGAACUCAAGUCGAGCGAACAGGUACAGUCGACACUCUCCGUGGACGAGUUCUCUGCACUUUGUUCUACGAGCCGAGCACUCGAACCUCGACUUCGUUUGAAGCCGCGAUGAAGCGUUGUGGUGGUGAAGUCGUUCAGGUCACUGCUGGAUCCAGCUCAGUCGUCAAGGGAGAAUCUUUGGCUGACACAAUCCGCACGGUCGGAUGUUACGCCGAUGCGAUCGCGCUUCGACAUCCAUCAGUUGGAAGCAGUAAAUCCGCCGCGAAGACUUCGCCCGUGCCGAUUUUGAACGCUGGUGAUGGCGCCGGAGAGCACCCUACUCAGAGUUUGUUGGACGUUUACACGAUCCGGGAGGAGUUGGGAUCGGUCAAUGGCAUCACUAUCACGAUGAUUGGUGACUUGAAAUAUGGUCGAACCGUUCACUCUCUCGUCAAGAUCCUGUCUUCUUACGACGUCACUCUCAACUUUGUCGCUCCUCCGACAUUGGCCAUGCCUGAUUCCGUCAAAUCAGAAGCUACAAAAGCCAACGUCAGAUGGACCGAGCAUCAAACUCUCUCCGACGAGGUCAUCGCCAAGUCGGAUGUUCUAUACGUCACGCGAGUUCAGAAGGAACGAUUCGACAACCUUGCCGAAUAUGAAGCCGUCAAGGACCUGUACAUUAUCAACAAUGACGUCUUGGCGAAAGCGAAGGAAUCGUGCAUUGUCAUGCACCCUCUCCCGAGGAAUAACGAAAUCGACCCAGAAGUCGACUUUGACACGAGGAGAGCGGCAUACUUUAGGCAAAUGAGAUAUGGCUUGUUUGUCCGCAUGGCACUCUUGACCUUGGUGUUGGGUGCUUAAAAAGGGGUCUAGUGGAGUAAACAUCAGUGGUUUUCGUUUCCGUGUCUGCGCAUCUCUCAACAUCAUACCUAGACUAUUUUGGAUUCAGCAGAAUCUCCCGUCUCAUUAUGCAUUUACAACA